Scleropages formosus (Asian bonytongue) is the source of this 2302-nucleotide messenger RNA. RefSeq names its product protein only RNase P catalytic subunit (gene prorp). Gene Ontology annotation, cellular component: mitochondrial ribonuclease P complex; mitochondrion. Gene Ontology annotation, molecular function: protein binding; ribonuclease P activity. The coding region runs from base 514 to 2262 and encodes 582 amino acids. Gene Ontology annotation, biological process: mitochondrial tRNA 5'-end processing; tRNA 5'-leader removal. The record is from RefSeq and is a predicted model, not a curated record. The transcript has 7 exons. NCBI's taxonomy places the organism in Eukaryota, Metazoa, Chordata, Actinopteri, Osteoglossiformes, Osteoglossidae.
UUGAAGGUGCGCGAGCUGUUGACGGGAGUCGUGAUUCUGUGUAUUGAGGUGUGCGUUGAAUUAUUUAAGUAUUUGAAGAACUUUGGUUGUAAGUAGGGAAUUGUCAUUCUGCUUCUUUUCCUUGGUUGUAGUCAAUUGAACCACUACAAUUCCGGAACAACUAGCUAACCAGCACGUGUGCGGUGGUGCUUUUUUGAUAUGAUGAUGAUGUUUAUGGCUCGUCAGAAUGUCAGUGAGUUACACAGUCAGUUUGUUGCGGUUUUUUUUCUGCGUGCAAAUAGUACAUCAUCGCGCAGCGCAGUGUGAUAUAAAACAAACGGUGGUGUUCACCUCUUGAUAAAAUCAGUACGAAUGAAUGUGGCAUGUGGAAUAAUUUAGUCUUUUUAAGUCUUGUCGUCUUUUUUUAAAAAAAAAAAAAAAAAAACAUCUUCGUCGCUUUUUUGUAAAUACUUUUAACCUUCAGAACCUGGUGGUUUGCACCAUACGUGUCAGUAGACACUAGAGCGGUAAAGCAUGUCCUCCUUACUCGUGAUAUCCUCAAAAGUUCAACCAAAAUUCAUUGUCCCGCUCCUGAACACGAGCCCUGGCCGCUUUCUUCUUCAGAAGCACGUGCAGCAAUGGCCUUUGAAGCUUGGCCUGCUGUCACAUGUAUGUCUCAAAGUGACACACUUGCCAGGGAACGGAGACGUUCUGCGUGGCAAGAAGGCGGUGAAAGAAAAAGGCACCUGGUCGAGAGACAAGCAGCCCCGCUUGAGGUCGGUGUUUGCAGCAGGUACGGCCCACAGGACAAGCGAAAACCUGAGGAAGAAAGCUGGGGAGAAAGUGCUGGAUGAGCCAGUAAGAAGUGAAAAGGCUGCUCGUGCUGGCAUUCCAGGCCGUCCGCUCACAGCGGCAGAGUGGACGAAUCUCAAACGCGACGCCACCCAUCCGCUUCAGUUUGAGGUUCAGAUGAUGAGGAGGAUGCUGACCGCUGGGUCGGAUGUUAAUAUUGCCAAGUCCCUGCUAGCUUACGUUGCUGUGGAGACUGGCACUUUGACCUAUGAGUUGCUUUUAAAGUAUUUGACACUGUGUGUCCAUGGUGGCCAUUAUUCUGAGGUCCUUGACUUAUAUGGAAUUAUGAAGAACCGUUUCAAGUCCCUUGACCCUGGGGCCUUCAGUCUUUUCAUCAAGGGUUUCAGCAACACAGACCGCUGGAAAGAGGCACUUGGCUUCUUAGAGAGUCUCAGCAAGCUCAUCACCCCUACUGCAAGCAAUUAUGGCGACGUCAUCGCUGCUGCACUACGGAAUGGCGACAGUGCCACUGGCUGGGCAUUGUACAACAAGCUCCUGGAGAAGGGCCUGAGUCCCAACCAGGGCACAUGGCAGGCCUUAUUUGAGAGUGGUGUCUCGCAGCAUGGUCACGAGGAUCGCUUUGAAGGCAUCUUAUAUUACAUGAGGGACAAUCAGCUGUAUCCGGUGGAGUCGCUAGCCAGGAGCAUCAAGGCCUGGUUUGAAAGUCUUUCAGAAACUAAAUGGACAGGACACUGGUCAACUGUUGCACCGAGUGGUGUGUGCCGGAGUUGCGGGACGGCCCUGGAGUCCAUCGAGCUUAGUGAGGAGGAGUAUAGGUUACUGAAGGAGCAGGUGAUGCAGGAUAUCAUGGAGGGGGAUGAUGUCUUCAUCAAGACUACUCCCAAGGAAUUGAAGAACUUCCAGAAGUUUUUAGAGAGCGUGCCAGCAUUCGAUGUGGUUCUUGACGGCCUCAAUGUGGCCAAAACUAUGGGCAGAGGAAGACCGUCAGAGAUUCUGCUGACAGUGGUGUCGGAGCUUGAGAAGCAAGGCCUCAACAUGCUGAUCCUCGGGCGGAGCCACAUGCAACGCUACAGCCGCAACUGGGACAGGCAGGACAUGAGCCUUGUGCGACAGAUGGCGUGCUGCUUUUUCACAGACAACAUAUCCGAGGAUGACCCCUUUCUCCUGUAUGCCACGCUGCACUCUGGGAAUCACUGCCGCUUUGUCAGCAGAGACUUGAUGCGGGACCACAAAGCCUGUCUGCCAGACAGUGCAAUGCGCCGACUGUUCUUCAAGUGGCAGCGUGGGCACCAGCUGGUCAUCCAGGGAGUUAACCCAGGGAGGUCGGUUCGGUUCCAGCCAAUUCAGAGUUACGACACCAUUGUGCAGACAGAUGGCAUGUCUUGGCACAUACCCUAUGACCCCGAAGGGCAGGAACGCUGCUCCUACGAGAUCCCUACAGCAUGGCUCUGUCUCAAGAGAGUUUCAUGAAAAACUGUGCUGCCCAUUUUCUGUGUAACCCACUAUUAGU